Camellia sinensis is the source of this 2183-nucleotide messenger RNA. The record is from RefSeq and is a predicted model, not a curated record. Lineage: Eukaryota; Viridiplantae; Streptophyta; Magnoliopsida; Ericales; Theaceae.
UAAAAAAAAAAAGGAACAGACAAUAACUUGAUGAGUCAAAUGUCAAGUGCUGAAAGUGGAAGGAAAGAUCCAGCAUGGAAGUAUUCAACGAUGGUAAAUCUCAAAAACUUAAGUAAGUUCAAAUGCAAUUUUUGUGGAAAAGAGAUGAAUGGGGAUGUCUGUCGAGUUAAGCAGCAUCUUGUUGGAGGGUAUAGGAAUGUGACUAAAUGUGUUAGAUGCCCAACUGAGGUUAGAGAUGAGAUUUCUGAGUUUAUUGCUAAAAAAAAGCAAGUUAAGGAGCAAAUCAACCUGAUGCCUGAUUUUGAUGAUUUGGUUGAUGAAGAAGAUUUUGAGGAUGAGGAUGAUCUUGUAGAACUCCCUCAACAUGGUAAAAAGUCGAUUCCUACUCAAGGUUCUACUCAAAGAACCAGCUCUGGUUCUGUUCAAUCCAAACUUAAAAGGCCUAGGAAGAUAGGGCCUAUGGAUUGUUUCUUCACACCUGAUCCAGAUGUGGUGGCGCAAAAACAAAAAGGCAAGGGGAAGCAAAGUAAAAUUGAUGAAAAUGAUCCCUAUAGGAAAGAGUUAAUGCAACGGGCGUAUGUUAGAAUUGCAAGAUGGAUGUACGACUCUGCGAUUCCUUUCAACGCAGUGAAUUAUGACAGUUUUGGGCCAAUGAUUGAAGCUAUCGGGCAAUUUGGUCCUGGUUUGAAACCACCAACUUACCACAUGAUACGAGUUCCUUACCUCAAAAAAGAAGUGGAUCGUGUUAACAAAUUGAUGAAGGAGCAUAGAGACGAUUGGCCAAAGUAUGGAUGUUCUAUAAUCUGCGGUGGUUGGACAGAUAAGAGAAAUAGGACUUUGCUUAUUUUCUUAGUGAAUUGUCCAAGAGGCAUUAUGUUUAUUGAAUCCAUUGAUGCAUCUAGUUACUCAAAGGAUGGAAAUAAGAUGUUUAAUUUGCUUGAUAAGUUUGUGGAGAAAAUUGGAGAAGCUAAUGUGAUCCAAGUCGUCACGGAUAGUGCGGCAGCAAAUGUGUUGGCAGGGAAGUUUUUGGAGGCAAAGAGACCCCACUUGUAUUGGACGCCUUGUGCAGCCCAUUGUUUGGAUUUGAUGUUGGAAGAUAUCUUCAAAUUACCCAAUUUUAAAAAGACAUUUGAAAGGGCAAUUGGGAUACAUGGUUACAUUUAUAACCGACCAUCUUUGUUGAAUAUGAUGAGGCGUUUUACUCAGUUGAAGGAGUUAGUUAAGCCUGCCAAAACUAGGUUUGCAACGGCUUUCUUAACUUUACAAAGGGUUUAUCAACAAAGGAACAAUUUGAGGAAGAUGUUCACUUCAGAGGAGUGGACCAAAAGCAAAUGGGCGAAGGAGCCACAGGGUAAGAAGACAGCUCAAAUACUACUAAUGCCUUCAUUUUGGAACCAUUGUCACCUUGCCCUCCAAUUUUCAUGUCCUCUUGUUCAUGUACUAAGAAAGGUUGAUGGUGAAGAAAAGCCUCCAAUGGGUUACAUUUAUGAGGCUAUGGAUAGGGCUAAGGAAGCUAUUGCAAAUAGCUUCAAUGGAAAUGAAGAGAAGUACAAAGAUGUGUUUCAAAUCAUUGACCAAAGGUGGAAUGUUCAAUUGCAUCGCUCUUUACAUACAACUGGGUUUUAUUUAAAUCCAAAAUUUUUUUACAAAGAUCCAAGGGCUGCAAAGGACAGAGAAAUCGUAUCAGGCCUCUAUCAAUGUAUAUCAAGGUUGAUCCCAGCAUUAGAGGUCCAAGAUAAAGUUACUGCAGACUUGAUAAAAUAUGAAAAUGCUGAAGGACUUUUUGGAAUACCUAUGGCAAUUAGACAAAGAACUACAAGGGUACCAGGUGAUCUAUGUUCAUCCACAAAAUUAAGUUAGUAGUCAAUUCCUUGUAGUUUAAUUAUUUGUGAAGUGUUAACCAAUAAUCAUUUACAGCUGAUUGGUGGAGUUCUUAUGGUCACGAUGCUCCUGAGUUGCAACAAUUUGCCAUCAAAGUUCUUAGUCUUACUUGUAGUUCAUCUAGUUGUGAGCGGAAUUGGAGUGUGUUUGAACAUGUGAGUAUCCGUUGUCAAAUUUGGAGAACUCUAAAAUUUUCUUCCAAAUUUUUUUAGUUAUAUAUGAAUUUAAAUGUUUUUUUAUUUAUUGUUGCAGCUUCACAGCAAAAAAAGAAAUACGCUAGCUCAAAAACGUCUCAAUGACGU